UUAAUGCAAUAAAUUUGUACGUUAAUGGAAAGUGACAAUUCUGGUUAAGCUCUUUUGUUUAUCGUCCGUGGGUUACGACUUAGGUACAAACCGCACAUGGGUUUGAGGAUCCAGGAUAAUGCGCAUGAAUAAAUUUGUGGGGAUUUAAUUAUUAAGGAAGAAUUAAGUUAUGUAUUAGCGUUGGCGGUUUUCAGACGAAAUUUUGAAAAUUUGUAAAAAUUUUGUCAUGGACACACUAGAGAAGCAAAUUUUAGAAUAUGGUCAGAAAAAGGAUACCCAGUCUCUUCAGAACUUAAUUUUAAAUUCCGAGGAAGAGGUAAUUGAACUGAUUCAAAACCGUGUAAUUAGUUCGAAUUUUCCAAAAAUAUGGAAAUAUCUAUUACAAUCAAUAAGCGAUUCAAUAGAAUGUCAUGAAAAAAGAAUUGGGAUAGUUUUAACUCUGAUAAAAGAACUUCAAGAAAGGGAAAUUUCAUCAUCAAACUCUUUAUGUGUGGUUCAGGAUAUCUGUGUUGAGCUUCCAAAGUUUAAAUCAGUACACUUAGUAGAAAUUUGCAACAUUUGUAUGUCCUCUAUUCAGUCCACCAAUGAAAGUUCCAAUAUGAUUUGGAAAGAUAUCUUACCAGAUGUUUUACAAAUUUUGACUCAAAGGGAUAUUGUAGAUUAUAACGGAUUAGAGUAUACAGGAGCAGAAUUUAAAUCCAAUUUUAUUAACACUUUAUGUAUAGGAAACUGGAGUCCCAAUAUCGUCACUAGUAUUACCUCUAUGUUUAAUGAUAUUCCCUUGACAAAAGAAGAACAUCUGAAAAUAGUUACCAAAUUGACAUCCUACAUAGGAAGGAUGACUCCCCAAGAAAUUCCACCAUUCGUAUACCAGCUUUUAAGAUUGUGUCGGCACCACAAUAGCAAAAUUGUAUUCAUAAAGCUUAACUACUAUUUUAAUUUGAGAGUUUACAUCAAUCCAAAUUUUUCCAGGCCCAGUAAUUCAGACAGUCCAGAUUUAGAUAUAAUUGAAAAUGCUGAGAAUCAUGACAUAUUAGACACAGAAAGUACUGUUUUGUUCCAUAUUCAUAAUGCUGCAGCGCUAGGUCAUAACUCCAUUAAAGAUUACUUAAAUUCUCUAAAAAAUGUAGUAAAGUCUCCUGAAUUUAUUCUGCAGCCUUUCCAGUUACUAGUUCUCUUAACAAUAUCAGCAAUCCAACAUUAUGAGGAAAUGGUGUUUGAUAUUAUUCGACCAGCAGUUGUGAGAUCAUUUAUGGAAGAGCACAAAAAGCAGUGUUCUUACUUUUAUCGAGAUUUGAUGCUCCAAAACUGUAAACCGGAACAGAUAUUUACCCAGGUUUUAGACAUUGGCUUACACGACAAGGAAUUGGUUUUGCAACCAAUGGUUAAUUUCGGAUUUGCGCUAUUAAGCGUCGGAUCUGCCUUAGGGAGGGACAUCAUUGCUGAGAAACAAUGGUCCUUGGGGACCAUGAUUUUGUUAAAAAUUAUAAAAUAUAAACGACAUGUUGCUCCUGUAAUCUUAAAAACUUUUACUAACAACAUUUUUUCAAGACAGAAUGCAAUUCAGUACAUAGAAUGCCUCUAUUUACUGAGCAAAUCAUUUCCACUUCUUAUGAUGGAAAAUCAGAGCUCUAUUGUCGAACUAACGGAAAGCUUAGUGCAGAUCCCAGGAAACGUGGGAAAUCAGUUACUCGAUGCCUUAAUACCCUUGGCGAGAGUGCUGCCUAGUAUUCGUGAUCAGCUUAUAUUGGUGUUGAGGAAAGCUUUAUAUUCUAGGUCGGUUGAAACGAGACAGACUGCGGUGGACGGUUUCAUAAAAUUAAUAUCUAAUACAAAAAUAUCAAACCUUUUGAUUUUGAGUCAAUCAAGUAACAGUGGAUCUUUCUCAUCGGGUCAUUCUCUGUAUACGCAAAUAUCGCUGAACAGGUCUACUCAGACAGUGGGGUCGAGUAGCUUUAGUGGCGAAGCCAUUUGUUUUGAGGUUUUGGGCAUUUUGAAGAGGUGUUUUAUUCAGCAGGCCGAAGUACGCUCCAGACUAUACGAAGGUUUAUACUAUGCGGUAUCUGUAAACCCUGACUUGGGUAUUCCAGUAUUGGAUGUUUUAUGGUUUCAUUUUCUUGAAUAUUAUAUUAUCAAUGAAGAAGCUCUACCACCUUUAAAUUUCGGCAAAGUAGCUAAUCUUCGUGACACAGACAGCGUCUUACAAGAACCUCUGGGUAAAUUUGUUUUUGCCAUAUCUCAAAUUUUAACCAAAGUUCAGGAAUCCGAGGAAGACAGGGAUAAUUCUACAGUAGUAAAAUAUCUCCAAUUUAUGGAAUCUCUCUGUAAUCGAAUGAUCAACUGUGAAUUGAUACACCUUGAAUUGGAUGAUGGUACAGAUCUUUUUGACACUUUGCCUGAAAGUCAACACAAAAUGCAUAUCCUAAAAGAGGCGCUUACAGUGUAUGAGGCCCUCAUUGGCUAUAAAAUAUCGUCUUGGACAAUUACAUCAGAAAACCAAGGUCUUUCCAUAAACGGUCUGAUGCAGGGCUACAACCGAUUUCUGUAUUUCGCAAAGGUUUCUCACAAGCCAAAGAAAGGCAAAAAGAUUGAUGUAAAAAAUACCCAAUCCCAAAAUAACACGAAACAUAACCAGACUCGAGGAAAUAAUACAACAAAAAAUGAAAUUCAUCAAAGAUCAAACUCAAAAGUGUUUAAAAUUCCUGAUACAAUAUUGAAGAUGUCAACAGUGGAUAAAGCUCUGAAAACAUUGCUCGACAUCAAUUGUAGGCCUAGCGUAAUAUGGACUUCCAACACAAAUGCGGUCGUAAUAAAAACCAAAACUGAUUUGCAUAGACAUUUCCUGCAUGCAGCUAUGUUUCUGGUCAACAAAGUAAAGAGCGAGAAAUUUAUAGACAGCGAACAUAAGAAACGCUCAUAUAAAGACAUAACAUCAAUUGCAAAUGUAAUAUAUACCAGAAUUUUGUGUAAAUUCAAUGAAUAUGUUGAUUUUGAUUGUCCUGCUGCCAUUCUUGGUCUUGAAUGCUUUCAUGCUAUUUUAGUGAUAAUGACUGGGCAAUUUAAGAGCAAUAUUUCCAAUUUCUUAAGUGAUAUCGAUGCCACUAACGGUGAAGAAGAAUCUAUGUUGGAACAUCUAAGGUCAUUAAUCGAGAAUUUUAAAAACUUAUAUGAGACUGCCGAAGAUAACACUUCCGAUGAUCCAGAUGUAAAAAAAAUAUCUCUUAUAGUGGCAAAUAUAUUGACGGUUUUGGCAGAUGUAAUUCCUACCAAUAGCAAUGUUGUUGCAUUACAGUUGUAUGAUUGGAUGAAAACCCAGGCAAAUGAGAAAGCUGCUACAGGAAAGGUUGCUGGUGUUUUAAUGAAUUUGCUUUUUGAAACACACGUCAAACAUAAAAUCGGACUGUCACUCUUUGAAAAUAUCUCGCGAAGUCUUAAGAACUGUAUAGGUGGCAUAGGAGAGGAUACUACUCAAGCAGAUAAUGAUGUCACCAUAAAAAUUGUAAAUGCCGGCACUUACAGUUACAUCAUAUUAUCUCUGUGUGGCAAUUUAAAAGCAAUAUUGGAUGAUUUGGAUAAUAUAAUCGCAAGAUUGAAAUCCGAUUACUCCAUCAUAAUUUUUCCAGGAGAGGAAAAUAUUGAAAAAAAAAAAGAUGAUUUACGCGUCAAAGAGAAAGCAGUUUCUUGUCAACUGUGUUUUGUAAACAAAAUUCUAAUUAAUUUAACCGCCAUCGCCAUCCCAGCCGGUAAUUUAUCAGAUGCGAUAUUCAAAAGUCUAAUGCAGUUUUACUCUUCACUUACGUCACUUACCAAGUACUUCUUAACCAAGUCAUCAAAAACCAAUUUAGCGUUUCAGACAGCAAGGUUUGAAAACCUUGUAAAGUUGGCUGGCAAAAAUUUAGCUCCACUUGUAUAUAACUUGAUUCUGCAUAUAGAUGAAAGUCAACCUAAAGAAAAUGAAACCCAGGCAAAGAAAAAAACUGUAGAUUCGUCAGUAAUGAAGAGUAAAGUGUUACGAGAAACGAGAAUCAUCCCGAAAGUUAUCUAUGAGAUCGAACAGUUCAGCAAGACCGUCAUCCAACUUUCGAAAAAGACUAAAUGCGAUUUAUCAAAAUAUGUUGGGUCAGGAACAGUUCGGGAUUUUCGAAUAAAAAAGCUCAAAGAAAUCCUAGAAGAGGCAGGGGAAAUUGAUGCAACGCAGGCUAGUAGUGUAGCGCCGGAGACUCUGAGUACCACCAGAAGUGGGCUGGAAGAAAAUAAUGAACAAAACAAAGAGUCCUCAGUUCCACCUACAAAAAAAUCAAGACACCAGUAAUAUUGACAUUACUAUUUCAAAUUCGUUUAUGUAUGUUUAAAUAUAUUUUUGUUAACUAUUCUUAAAAUAUUGAACAAUUAUCCAUUUAGACUCUCACAAUGAGGAACAAUUAAACGUAUCAUGCUCAUUAUCCGUGUUUUCAAAAUCAAUUCAAAAACAAUGAAAUUGGUCCAGAGACCAAAUAAUUAAAAAAAUAUAUUAUAUACAGAGGAUUCUAUUUAAUGUUUUAAUGCAGCAGAAGUGCAUAACCAGAACUAACUACCAAUAAUUUAAUUUUUACAUCAAUAUACACGUAAAUACCCUUUCUCAUUAAUUGUAAUUCUUGUACCUAAUGUAAACUCAUGUUCUCGUGUAAUUUAAUUUAAUUCUACUUUUCUACAAAAAAUUUCAUGUUAAUAUUUCAAUGUGUCUACUACCAAGUUGCAAGAAAUUUGGCAGAUAAAAUUACCAGCUAUUUCUUCCCCUAUUUCUGCGCGUGUAAGUCUGAGCAAAGGAUUUAUUUAUUUAAAUUUCAAAGAAUAUAGGCUGGACCAGUUGAGUAAAUAGUUAUUAUUUUUUUUAUAUUCGAACGGGAAGAACAGUGACCUCAAUGCAAUUAGUAUAUUGUCGGAAGUGCCAAAGCUUCACACUUAUAUGAUAUUCGGAGUUACGGACAUUCCACCAAAUACUGCAUUCUUAUCAUACUA
Molecule: messenger RNA, 4998 nt
Organism: Cylas formicarius (sweet potato weevil)
Lineage: Eukaryota; Metazoa; Arthropoda; Insecta; Coleoptera; Brentidae
Gene: FANCI
Product: Fanconi anemia group I protein
Exons: 18
Coding region: 227-4312 (1361 amino acids)
Biological process (GO): DNA repair
Molecular function (GO): DNA polymerase binding
Source: RefSeq, a predicted model, not a curated record